AAGAAGAAGACCUGAAGCUUUUUUCGUCUGGCUGUGAGAACAGACGUGUCUGCCGAAACGGGCCCAUGUCUGAAAACCCAGACAGACGCUCCCGUUUGAACAGAAAGGACACAACAAGAGAAAAGGUCGGCCAGGACAGAGCAGGUAACGCAGCAAGAUGGAGUGUGAGUGGAAGCCAGACGAGCAGGGGCUUCAGCAAAUACUACAGCUGCUAAAGGAGUCUCAGUCACCAGACACGUCCACGCAGAGAUCCGUCCAGCAAAGACUGGAGCAGCUGAACCAGUAUCCAGACUUCAACAACUAUCUGAUAUUUGUUUUGACCAAAUUAAAAUCUGAAGAUGAACCGACCCGUUCCCUGAGUGGACUGAUUCUGAAGAACAAUGUGAAGGCUCACUAUCAGAACUUCCCAAACGGAGUGUCUGAUUUCAUCAAGAGCGAAUGCCUCCAAAACAUCGGGGACACGUCUCCCCUCAUUCGAGCCACUGUGGGUAUCCUCAUCACCACCAUCGCCUCCAAAGGAGAGCUGCAAAACUGGCCUGAGCUUCUGCCUAAACUCUGCCUGCUGCUGGACUCUGAGGACUAUAAUACAUGCGAGGGGGCGUUCGGGGCUCUGCAGAAGAUCUGCGAGGACUCUGCUGAGAUCCUGGACAGUGACAUGCUGGAUCGGCCACUGAACAUUAUGAUACCCAAGUUCUUGCAGUUUUUCAAACACAACAGCCCAAAAAUUAGGUCUCAUGCCAUCGCCUGUGUGAACCAGUUCAUCAUCAGCAGGACCCAGGCUCUAAUGCUUCACAUUGACCCGUUCAUUGAGAACCUGUUUGCUCUGGCGACAGACGAGGAGCCAGAAGUGAGGAAGAAUGUUUGCCGAGCUCUCGUCAUGCUGCUUGAGGUCCGCCUGGAUCGUCUCCUGCCUCACAUGCACAACAUCAUAGAGUACAUGCUCCAGAGGACUCGAGACCCAGAUGAGAAUGUCGCCUUGGAGGCCUGUGAGUUCUGGCUGACGCUGGCCGAGCAGCCAGUUUGUAAAGAAGUGCUGUGCGGUCACCUGUCUCAGCUCAUUCCUGUACUUGUCAACGGGAUGAAGUACUCCGAGAUCGACAUUAUCCUGCUCAAGGGAGACAUCGAGGAAGAUGAAGCCGUCCCAGACAACGAGCAAGACAUCAGACCGCGCUUUCACCGCUCUCGCACAGUCGCCCAACAGCAUGAGGGUGAUGGGAUUGAGGAAGACGAUGAUGACGAUGAUGAGAUGGAUGACGACGAUACGAUUUCUGAUUGGAACCUGCGAAAGUGCUCUGCAGCAGCCCUGGAUGUGUUAGCCAAUGUUUUCAGGGAUGAUCUCCUGCUGCACAUUCUUCCACUCCUCAAAGAACUGCUUUUCCAUCCCGACUGGGUAGUGAAAGAGUCGGGCAUCCUGGUGCUGGGGGCUAUAGCUGAAGGUUGCAUGCAGGGCAUGAUCCCAUACCUACCUGAGCUCAUCCCACAUCUCAUCCAGUGCUUGUCUGACAAAAAGGCACUGGUGCGAUCCAUUACCUGCUGGACACUGAGCCGCUAUGCGCACUGGGUGGUCAGCCAGCCCCCGGAUGUUUACCUAAAGCCUCUAAUGACCGAACUGCUGAAACGCAUACUGGAUAGUAACAAGCGCGUGCAGGAAGCUGCGUGCAGUGCCUUUGCCACCCUGGAGGAAGAGGCUUGCACAGAGCUGGUACCUUACCUGGCAUUCAUCCUGGACACGCUGGUGUUUGCUUUCAAUAAGUACCAGCACAAAAACCUGCUCAUUCUGUACGAUGCCAUAGGGACGCUCGCAGAUUCAGUGGGACAUCAUCUUAACAAGCCGGAAUACAUCCAGAUGCUGAUGCCGCCCCUGAUACAGAAAUGGAACCAGCUCAAAGAUGAGGACAAAGAUCUUUUUCCUUUAUUAGAAUGUUUAUCAUCUGUAGCCACAGCCCUUCAAAGUGGCUUUCUUCCCUAUUGUGAGCCGGUUUACCAGCGAUGCGUCAAUCUGGUCCAGAAGACACUCGCCCAGGCUAUGCUUUAUCAGUCACAACCUGAUCAGUAUGAGGCGCCAGACAAAGACUUCAUGAUCGUGGCUCUGGAUCUUCUGAGUGGACUGGCUGAGGGAUUGGGUGGCACCAUUGAGCAGUUGGUUGCUCGCAGCAACAUCCUGACUCUCAUGUAUCAGUGCAUGCAGGACAAAAUGCCUGAGGUGCGUCAGAGCUCUUUUGCUCUGCUUGGGGAUCUCACUAAGGCCUGUUUUCAACAUGUAAAACCCUGCAUCGCUGAUUUUAUGCCCAUACUGGGUACAAAUCUGAACCCAGAGUUAAUAUCUGUGUGCAACAAUGCAACCUGGGCAAUUGGAGAGAUAUCCAUACAAAUGGGGCCUGAAAUGCAGCCAUACAUUGCCAUGGUGCUGCACCAGCUGGUGGAGAUCAUUAACAGACCCAAUACUCCAAAGACUCUGCUGGAAAACACAGCAAUAACAAUUGGUCGUCUUGGUUACGUUUGUCCUCAAGAGGUGGCACCCAUGCUACAGCAGUUUAUAAGACCCUGGUGCACGUCUCUGCGAAAUAUAAGAGACAAUGAGGAGAAAGACUCUGCAUUCAGAGGAAUUUGUACAAUGAUCAGUGUAAAUCCAGGAGGUGUUGUUCAGGACUUUAUAUUCUUCUGUGACGCAGUGGCCUCCUGGGUAAACCCAAAGGAAGAUCUCAGAGAAAUGUUCUACAAGAUCCUUCACGGGUUCAAGAACCAGGUGGGCGAAGAGAACUGGAGGCACUUUUCAGAUCAGUUCCCGCUGCCUUUGAAGGAGCGACUGACUACCUUUUACGGGGUGUAAAGGUUUUCCACAGCACUGUACCUCAUCGCGGGGUCAUUCACCAUGGGAGACAAGAUAGGGAACCAUCCCAGGGAACAUGUUAACCCUUUACAGGGGAGGGAGGGUGCAGACCCCUCCCUGACCUGGAGGAAGGGGUGGGAGGGGUGAUGGUAGCUGCAAGUUCUCAGUGCCCUUAAGCGCUAAGCUGGGGAGGGACAGAAACUGGCAGUUCAACCUUAUCAUGGGAGGAUCUUUAAUUUAACCAUCUCAAUCACAAAUAAUGGACAAUAUCACUUUUAUUUUCUUUGCUUUAAUUCUUCAGAUAUCAUUCAGGAACACAGAAGGUAAAUAUUAGGAGAAACUGAUGAGUCUGUGUGAGAUUUUAGUUCAGGAUAAAUAGAUUUCCUAGACUAAAAAAAUAAAUCUUAAGAUUUUAGGUUGAUUAUCAAGAUGCUUCAUCUCAAAUCAGCUGAUGCUAAGAAAGCAUUUUAUCGAAUCCACUUCUGAAAAAAGUACUUUCAGAACGCUGCAUAUCAUCCAAAGGAAGUAACCUAUUAUUUCAACAUUGAAGCAGGGCGAAUGCCUCCUCAUUCAAUCACCAGGGAGCACAAUUCAAGAGCAGCUUUUCUGGGAUUAGGUAGCAUGCUUAUAAUAUUGUGAAAAGCUGUUGAACAUUAGUGAUGUGUGUUGACAGCCGUCAUUGCCAUUUGAUAAGGUUGUUCUUUGAUUGUGUAAUCUAUAUUUAAAAUACUUUUAAUUUUGUUUUCAACAGCAGUCUGUAACGUAGCAUGGCAGGGUCUACGCUGAGUUUAGGUCGUGUUCAGCUGUGAUGUGACAUUGGAAUGAGUCUCUUGUUUUUUGUGGUGUGAAUGUGACAUUUUUAUUUCAUUUUAUAUUUGUUUUUUAGCGAGCGUAUCAAAUCUUUAUCUGCCUAAAACAGUUUUUUUUUUUUUUUUUAAUGGUGGAAAUUUCCAAAGGAAAAUUGAAGUGGAAGCAGGUUGGCAACCUGUGUUUUGACCUCAGUGAUAUAAAACACGUAUGCUUUGUGACUUUCUGCAAUCAGAACCAAAUAUCCCAUAACAGUGACGAUUUCUCAUUGAAGACGAGGGAGGCUAAACCUCCACUGGACAUUUUUGUUAAAUUAUUGGUAAAAUGUGCAUUGUCAAACUUCAGAAAU
Messenger RNA from Cyprinodon tularosa, 3986 nucleotides. RefSeq names its product transportin 1 (gene tnpo1). NCBI's taxonomy places the organism in Eukaryota, Metazoa, Chordata, Actinopteri, Cyprinodontiformes, Cyprinodontidae. The record is from RefSeq and is a predicted model, not a curated record. The transcript is spliced from 25 exons. Gene Ontology annotation, cellular component: cytoplasm; nucleus. Gene Ontology annotation, biological process: protein import into nucleus. Gene Ontology annotation, molecular function: nuclear import signal receptor activity; small GTPase binding. The coding region runs from base 158 to 2830 and encodes 890 amino acids.